This is a messenger RNA of Trypanosoma theileri, 930 nucleotides long. RefSeq names its product putative protein kinase. Gene Ontology annotation, biological process: mitotic spindle organization; regulation of cytokinesis; protein phosphorylation. The transcript has a single exon. Gene Ontology annotation, molecular function: ATP binding; protein kinase activity. Lineage: Eukaryota; Euglenozoa; Kinetoplastea; Trypanosomatida; Trypanosomatidae. The record is from RefSeq and is a predicted model, not a curated record. Gene Ontology annotation, cellular component: spindle pole centrosome; chromosome passenger complex; spindle microtubule. The coding region runs from base 1 to 930 and encodes 309 amino acids.
AUGAAGAAAGCAGAAGGAGGACAAGUUGUGGAGGAUUUCAUUGCACUCCCGAAAGGACCCAAAUCCGACUGGCGGGCAUCCGACUUUGAGUUGCUGCACAAACUUGGAGGAGGCAAUUACGGGGAUGUUUAUCUUGCCUCUGUUCGUGAUUGUAACUUUGUCUGUGCUAUUAAGAAAUUAUCUAUUAAGAAACUUGCAGAGUUUGACAUUGUUACCCAAUUACGACGGGAAAUUGAAAUUGCCUUCCAUACCCGGCAUAAAUAUCUCUUACGCACAUAUGGAUACUUUUUUGAUGAGACAGACAUUUAUCUUAUUCUAGAACCCUGCAGUAAUGGGAUGCUCUACACAGAGUUGAAUCGGGUGAAGUGUUUUCCACCUCCCACCGCCGCACGGUAUGUGGCCCAACUCGCAGAGGCACUUCUUUAUCUUCACCAACAUCAUAUUCUUCACCGUGAUAUUAAACCAGAAAAUAUUCUCUUGGAUCACAAACAAAAUAUUAAACUCGCAGACUUUGGAUGGUCUGUACAUGAUCCCAACAAUCGUCGAAAAACAUCUUGUGGUACGCCAGAGUAUUUCCCACCAGAAAUUGUUGGCCGCCAGGCGUAUGAUAUGAGUGCAGAUCUCUGGUGUCUUGGUAUUUUCUGCUAUGAGUUAUUGGUUGGAAAAACACCUUUUGUGGGUAAAGAUACUGAACAGAUAUGUAAAAAGAUUCACUCCAUGCAGUAUGCAAUUCCAGAUACAAUUCCACCAGAAGCGAAGGAUUUAAUUUCAUCUCUUUUAUUACGAGAUGGGACAAAACGAUUGGGACUACAUCGUGUUGUAAAUCAUCCGUUUCUACUCAAGUAUUAUUAUUUGCCAAAUGGAAUAGAGCCGCCUACUGGCAAACGUACACGUGGUGUUGCGGAAAAUACUGGUGGAAAAGAAAACUAA